Messenger RNA from Homalodisca vitripennis (glassy-winged sharpshooter), 1809 nucleotides. RefSeq names its product cytochrome P450 6B1-like. Gene Ontology annotation, molecular function: monooxygenase activity; iron ion binding; heme binding. The record is from RefSeq and is a predicted model, not a curated record. NCBI's taxonomy places the organism in Eukaryota, Metazoa, Arthropoda, Insecta, Hemiptera, Cicadellidae. The coding region runs from base 36 to 1643 and encodes 535 amino acids. The transcript is spliced from 4 exons.
AUUCUCUUUGUUGGGUUUCAGGUACAAAUGUGACUAUGGCUGUGGUCACUGACUCUGUUCUGGUGGAUGUGCUCAUAGCUUUCAUUCCUGUUCUGUCCUUUCUGUACUGGUACAUCACAAAUAACGAUGACUACUGGGACAAACGAGGCGUGGCCAACGUGAAGAAAGGGUUCUUUUGGGGUGUCUUUUUUGGAAAACAAUCACAAACUGACGUAUUUAAGGGGAUAUACGAUAGAUUUCCUGACGAAAAUUAUGUAGGACUGUUCCAAUUCAAAACGCCUGUUCUUAUGGUGCGAGAUCCUGACCUAAUAAACAAGAUUUUGGUGAAAAAUUUCACUGACUUCCAAAACAGGGGAAACCCAAUACCUAAGAAAGAUAUCAUCUCUAAAAAUUUGUUUGGAUUAAGAGGAAGUGAAUGGCGAACAUUACGUCACAAGUUAACGCCCACUUUCACAACUGGUAAAUUGAGAGGAAUGUUCGAGCAGAUCUCCAAAAGUAGUGAAAAUCUGCUUAAAAAGAUAGAAGAGGUUUCAACUGUGAAUAAAGAAGUUAAUUCUGGUAACGUUCUGUUUGAAUUCACGUUAGAUGUGAUCGCAAGCUGUGCUUUCGGAGUCCAGUUCCCACCAGGUAGUCCUGACUUCAAAAAGUUCAAGAUGAUUGUAAAAAAAAUGUUUUCCGGUUCCCGUUUGCGACUUUUAAAAGUCACCUUUAUAAAAAUGGCGCCAAAAAUAGCUGAAUUUUUUAACAUUACAUUAUCUUCAAAUGAAGCUACAGAAUAUUUUAUGAAUAUGACCAAAGCUACUAUAAAAUGUCGUAAGGAAAAUAAUAUCUACAGAAACGACUACUUUCAACUGUUGAUAUCACUGAAGGAGGAUGAAGAGAAUGGGAAGAUCAAGCCCACUGUAGCUUCUCACGUUAAUGAGGAAGACACUGUCAUUGACCAGAUGAGUUACACAGAGGAAGAUGACAAAUUCCUGGAUAGAUCUGAGAUAUGUUUCACAGAUGAAGUAAUUGCUUCAAACACUAUCAUAUUCCUGACUGGUGGUUCGGAAACAGUGGCUCGCACAAUAGUCUUUGUUCUGUUUGAGCUAUCAAGGCAUCCUGAAUUCCAACAAAAACUUCAGCAGGAGGUGGAUUCUGUGUUGUCUAAACACGGGGGUUGGUCCUAUGAGGCUCUCAGGGCCAUGACAUAUCUGGAUCAAAUCAUUCAAGAGUCACAGAGGAUGUACCCGAUCCUACCCAUGCUGAGGAGAGAGUGUGUCCGCCCGUACAAGGUACCUGACUCUGACCUCAUCAUAGAGAAGGGAACGUUGAUUCUUAUUCCCGUUGUUGGCCUUCACAAAGACCCCAAACACUACCCUGAACCUUCACAGUUCAACCCAGAAAGAUUCGAGGGCAACAACUUCAAACCCAGUUCAACGUUCUUACCCUUUGGCGAUGGACCAAGAAUUUGUAUUGCAAUGAGGUUUGCAGUGAUGGAGGUGAAGGCUUGUGUGGCCAGGAUUAUGACUCAGUACUCAGUGAAACUUAGCCACAAAACUCAACUACCACUCCAGUUUGAAAUUCGUUCGUUCGUACCAAUAAUUAGAGGUGGACUGUUUCUUGUUUUUGAAAAGAGAUUACCCAAACCAGUGUUGCCAUAAAAAAGCAGUAAGCUUAUAUCCUAUUGUAACUGUAAGGAAAUUGUUGCUAAUAUUACUAUUGUUAUUAAUUUGUAUUCACUUUUAUAUAAUAUUAUAUAUUUAAUUUAUUUUAAUUUCCUAAAUAAGAAAUGUAUUUGAAAACAUGCAAAUAAAUACAUCUGCUAUC